AUGAAACCCACAACAGCUGCAAUUGCUUUAGCCGGGUUGCUGUCUGGCGUGACAGCGGCCCCAGGCCCUCAUGGAGAAAGGAUUGAGAGGAUUGAUAGAACUGUGUUGGAACGUGCAUUGCCAAAUGCUCCCGAUGGAUAUGUACCGUCCAACGUCAGUUGUCCUGCGAAUCGCCCGACGGUGCGUAGCGCAUCAUCCGGGCUCUCGAGCAAUGAGACCUCGUGGUUGAAAACCCGACGGGAGAAGACUCAAUCUGCCAUGAAAGAUUUCUUCAACCAUGUCACGAUUAAGGACUUUGAUGCUGUCCAAUAUCUCGACAACCACUCGAGUAACACGUCCAAUCUUCCCAAUAUUGGUAUUGCGGUGUCUGGUGGAGGUUAUCGCGCCCUGAUGAACGGUGCCGGAGCGAUCAAAGCGUUUGAUAGCCGAACGGAGAACUCGACGGCGACGGGACAGUUGGGUGGUCUGCUACAGUCGGCGACGUAUCUGGCUGGUCUGAGUGGUGGUGGAUGGCUGGUGGGGUCGAUCUAUAUCAACAAUUUCACCACCAUUUCAGCACUGCAGACCCAUGAGGAUGGUGCUGUCUGGCAGUUUCAAAACUCGAUUUUUGAGGGCCCUGACGGCGAUAGCAUUCAGAUUCUGGAUUCUGCGACUUACUACAAGCACGUUUACGAUGCAGUGCAAGACAAGAAGGAUGCGGGAUACGAAACCUCUAUCACUGAUUAUUGGGGUCGCGCUCUCUCUUAUCAAUUAAUCAAUGCUACCGACGGCGGUCCGAGCUAUACUUGGUCGUCCAUUGCCCUAACCGAUACAUUUAAGCAGGCAGAUAUGCCGAUGCCUCUCCUCGUUGCCGACGGUCGGUAUCCCGAUGAGCUCGUGGUCAGCAGCAACGCUACUGUCUAUGAGUUUAACCCUUGGGAGUUUGGUACUUUUGAUCCAACAGUCUACGGGUUUGUGCCUCUAGAAUACGUAGGCUCUAAAUUCGACGGUGGUUCUAUCCCCGACAACGAGACCUGUGUACGCGGAUUCGACAACGCCGGUUUUGUUAUGGGUACUUCGUCAAGUUUGUUCAACCAGUUCUUCCUGCAGGUUAACUCAACUUCGCUUCCUGAUUUCCUGAAGACGGCAUUCUCGGACAUCUUGGCAAAGAUUGGUGAAGAAGAUGAGGACAUUGCUGUCUAUGCACCCAACCCGUUCUACAAUUGGGCCCCCGAGAGCUCACCAGCAGCCCAUCAACAGGAACUCGAUAUGGUGGACGGUGGCGAGGAUCUUCAGAACAUUCCUCUGCAUCCUUUAAUUCAGCCAGAGCGUCACGUAGAUGUUAUCUUUGCUGUUGACUCCUCCGCCGACACGACUUAUUCUUGGCCCAACGGCACAGCUCUCGUUGCCACUUACGAGCGCAGCCUGAACUCCACCGGCAUCGCUAACGGAACCUCAUUCCCCGCGAUCCCUGACCAGAAUACCUUUGUUAACAAUGGCUUGAAUACGCGGCCAACGUUCUUCGGAUGUAACAGUACGAACACCACAGGCCCUACGCCUUUGGUUGUCUACCUUCCGAACUAUCCAUACGUGUCUUACUCGAACUGGUCAACCUUCCAGCCAAGCUAUGAGAUCUCCGAAAGAGACGACACCAUCCGCAACGGAUAUGAUGUGGUGACGAUGGGUAACAGCACUCGUGAUGGUAACUGGACGACCUGCGUCGGUUGUGCUAUUCUGAGUCGGUCUUUCGAGCGCACGAACACCCAGGUUCCGGAUGCCUGCACCCAGUGCUUCCAGAAGUACUGCUGGGAUGGCACUACGAACUCCACCAACCCUGCCGACUAUGAGCCUGUCACCCUGUUGGAGGAUAGUGCUGGUUCCGCUCUCUCCCCGGCUGUCAUCACCACCAUCGUAGCGACCAGUGCUGCUCUUUUCACCUUGCUGUGA
This is a messenger RNA of Aspergillus oryzae RIB40, 1926 nucleotides long. Its product is annotated as lysophospholipase family protein. Gene Ontology annotation, molecular function: A2-type glycerophospholipase activity. Gene Ontology annotation, biological process: glycerophospholipid catabolic process. Bases 1 to 1926 code for a protein of 641 amino acids. The record is from RefSeq and is a predicted model, not a curated record. Gene Ontology annotation, cellular component: intracellular membrane-bounded organelle; cytosol. Lineage: Eukaryota; Fungi; Ascomycota; Eurotiomycetes; Eurotiales; Aspergillaceae. The transcript has 3 exons.